AUGAUGGAGAACAGAUCGGUUAUGAUGAUCAUGAUGCUUAUGCUGGUGAUCAUGCCGACAUUGCAGAAGGGGUGCUAUGGAUGGGGAACAGAGACGGCAGAGGAUAUGGUUAGAAGCGAAGCAGAGCAUGCUAAAGACGCACCCGAGACCGCUAAGGAAAUGGCGAACGACGCUAAGGACAAAACCGCCUCUUGGGCUGGUUGGGUUUCCGACAAAAUCACCACAGGAUUGGGAAACAAGAAAGAUGAGGCAGAAGAAGCGGCGGAAUCUGCGAAGAACUACGCUUAUGACCAGGCUGUAUCCGCCUAUGACAAUGCGGGUUACGCCAAGGACUUUGCAUCAGACAGAGCCAGAUCUGCUUACGAUAGUGCUCAAAACGCAAAAAAAUAUGCGUAUGAUAAGGCUGGUGAUGCAAAGGAUAUGGCCUACAAUAAGACCGAUCAAGUUAACGAGGCCUUCGAGAAGGCUGGUCAAGCCAAAGACAUGGCGUACGACAAGGCUGGUCAAGGUAAGGACAUAGCCUACGACAAAGCUGAUCAAACCAAAGACAUGGUUUAUGAAAAGGCCGGUCAAGCCAAAGACAUGGCCUACGACAAGAUGGGAUCAGCAUACAACAAAGCCGGUCAAGCCAAAGACGUGGUCUAUGACAAAGCCGGUCAAGCCAAAGACGUGGCCUAUGACAAGGCUGGUCAAGCUAAGGACAUAGCCUACGACAAAGCCGGUCAAGUAAAAGACACGGCCUAUGACAAGGCCGGUCAAGCCAAGGAUAAGGCCUAUGACAAGACGGGAUCAGCCUAUGACUUGGCCGGUCAAGCAAAAGACAUCGCCUAUGACAAGGCUAGUCAAGCAAAAGACAUGGCUUACGACAAGGUCGGUCAAGCUAAGGACAUGGCUUACGACAAAGCAGGAUCAGCUUAUGAUAAGGCGGAGGAAGCCAAGGACUUGGCCUAUGACAAAGCGGGAUCAGCCUCUGAGAUGGCUGGUCAUGCUAAGGACUUUGCCUAUGAAAAGGCGAGGGACGCAAAAGACGCUGCUUAUGACAAAGCGGAUGAUGUGAUUAAGAUGGCUACGGAUAAGAGUGCUGAAGCUAAAGAUAGUGCUCAUGGAGCAUACGAAAGAGUCAAAGAAGGGUCUAAGAAUGCAAAAGACAUGGCAUCAGAUAAAGCUCAGGAUGUUAGAGAAACGGCAGGGCGAGCAAUGGGCUAUGCUAAAGACAAAACAACAGACGCAUACGGAUCAGGGAGCGAAGCAGACAGAAGAUUCGAGGAGGCCUUGCAUAAAGUUGGGGAAAGGUAUGGUGGAGCUAAGGAUUCGACUUCGAGAAAGACAAAAGACGCUUAUGAGAGUGCAAAGGAGGAGGCUUCUGAUGCUGCUGGAGAGUACGGUUCAUAUUUGAGAGACCGUAGUGCUGAGCUUUAGAACCGGAGAAGUUAUAUACGUCUAGGGUAAAAGCUAAACUAUGCAUUUAGAUUUCAAACCUU
Molecule: messenger RNA, 1481 nt
Organism: Capsella rubella
Lineage: Eukaryota; Viridiplantae; Streptophyta; Magnoliopsida; Brassicales; Brassicaceae
Product: late embryogenesis abundant protein ECP63
Exons: 2
Coding region: 1-1419 (472 amino acids)
Source: RefSeq, a predicted model, not a curated record